UUGUAUUAUUUGGCAGAUGUAUUGCUGCUCAAGAUUUGUGCUUGCACCCAAUUCACAGUAUUUUCUCAUUUUGUUUUUUUUCAGUGAGUCUUCUGAAAUACAGAUUUCAAAGGCGAAGGAGCUGCAGUCCACGUCAACGCUGGAGCAGUUCAUGGCCAAACUCUGCCUUCACCAUCAACAGCAGAUAGUGGAUGCCCUUGGCUUUCUCCAGACUGAAGUCAAGGCAUUGGCAUCGCAAGCUCCUUGCAAUAACUCGGAGAAGCAGGAAAACGCCCCUUCCGUCAUGACAUCAAGCCUUGGCACCUGUGAGAAAUCUAGCUCAGAACUAAGGCUUCCUAAUGUAUCCACUCAUGAUGCAAAAGGUAUGUCUCUAGUUAUUUCUGGUACUCCAACAACAUCAACAAGUAAGGAAGUUCCAGGGGAAGUGAUAUCGCUAAAAUCCAUUAAUCCCGACCCACCUUUAGAUCUUAACGCAUUGGGUUUGAGAAGUGCCACACCUCUAGUCAAUUCCACUCAAAAUACAGCGGACUCUGAAAACAACCGGGAUCAUGUUCCUCUCAAAAUGAAGAUAAUGAAGACCAACAAACUUGCAGAUGGGAAGAAGUUAUCAUGUGUGCUCACCACUUCUCUUCUAACACAGACCGACACUGUUGCAGACAGGCAGGCUAAUUCCGGCUGCAACCCCUCCAACAAAUCGGUCUCUCAGAGUGCUAGACUCAGCUCCCCUGUGAAGAGGCACAGCCAGCCUGCUCACCUGAACCGAGAUGGACAGCUGGACUCUCUUGGAAAAACCAAAGACACAUCGUCCAAAUUAUUUUCCCCUCAUAAAACCUCAAAUACACAUCACACGCCAGACACCCCUCGGACUGCCAGAAAGACCAUCCGGGACUCCCCUGACCACAGGCCGAGGAACUCCGGUUCUAGGGUUGUAAUAGACCCAGACCUCGGACAUUGUGACAUUGUGUAUAUCAACAAACCGAUUACAGAGUGUUUGAGGGAACAGCAUGGACACUUACCACCAAGGCGCAAUGCAAGGAAAAGCACCAGGGGGCACAUGUACGUGGAGGAAAUGUGGGAGCUUAAAACGGUCCGCACUUUGGCUGGACGGAAUGGAAGGAGAAGCUGUCCUAACCCAAUGCCCGAGAUCGUCACGUCGGUAACCCCGAAGCAGGCGCUCAUCAAGCCGGAUGGGGUACCGCCCGUAGAUAUGAUCUUUGUCGGAAGUAGGGGGGAAACUUGUCAACAAAUGCCCACUGAGCAGUCUGACGUGAGAGAGAUGCCAGAGACGGGACAUACGGAGGUAGGGGCAACUCAAUUGGAUCUUGUAGUUGAAACCAGUCAGACGGAUCAGAGAAAAAUAAACAAACCGGCAGCUUCUCAAUCUCCUUUGACUGCAUCAACAGAGAAUGGCGAUAAGGAAGCUGCCGAUGUAGUACAAGAGGCAACUGCAAAUUCAAUGCAUGCCACAGAAAGUGACCUCUCAAAAGAAAAGGCCCUCUCAAAAGAAAGUCAACUUCCAGAAGAGAGUGACCUUCCAGAAGAAGGUGACCAUGAAGAAUUUGACUUGCCUGAAGACAUUGACUUAGCGGAAGUUCAAAUGCUACCUAAACCAGUUGAAGAACUACAGAUGGUGAAUGAGGUCUUAAAUAAAUUGACUGAACAACAAAUACCAGAAUGCACAAUGGGUGAAGACGCAGAGCCAGUACUUUCAGAAAGCAUUUUGUCAGAGCAGCAACAAAUUGACACUUUGCCAUCAGUAGCUGAAGCCGAUGAGGAAGUGGUCAGGGAGAGUAGUGGGAACAUAGAGGGUGAGCAAACUCUGGAGCCAAAGCUAGAGGCAACAAAGCUUUCAGACAAUUUAGUUGCAGGACUUAAUUCUACAGCUGCUCCAGCAGAGAAAAUAUCCAAGGAGCAGCAGAGAAAGGUAAUUGCACAGAUUAAAAGUGAUGUAAAACAUUCAGUAUCAGGGGAUGAAGAUGAGGAAUAUGAUGUUUCCACAAAGUCACUACAGUCGCUGUUGAAAGAAUUGCCCCCUUGGCGCAGAAAAAAAGGGGCUGUGAUUCCUCUGCCAAAAAGGGUAAAAGAAACUCAGGGCGUUAUUGUAGGCUACGUAAAUGGACGGCCCAUAGCGGCUUCUGAUAGAAGUUUGCGACGGAGAUCAAGUUCUGCUCCGCCAACACCUACCAAAGCCACGGAAACACCAAGUCCUUCUGUUUCAGAACACAGUCCUCGAGCUAAACAUAUUCCGGAGACUAUCGCAGCUAUAACUUCAGAGGAUAGCUCUGUCGUUCCACAAGAAACGGAACAAGUUCCUGCAGUUCCGCUGACCCCAGUUAAACGUUAUAAACGGCUUUCAAAGUUUGCCAUAAAACGGCGCAAGAGGAGAUCAAAGGCCAAGGUCGAGCAUGAACAACAACAAACCGACGUUCCUGUUGUCCCUGAAAAUGCUUCUGACCAUCUUGCUGAUGAACCCGUUGGUAUCCCUGAACACACUCCAUCUCAACUGCCUCUCUGCUCAGCAAAUCAGCCACCUGAAACGACUGAAUCGCCGAUCACUCAAAGUGCUGUAACGUCUUCCUCGCCAACCCCAAGCUCUCCUGAUUCUAUUCGAUCUGCAGAUGUUGUCCAACCUCUCCCCGAGCUCCCUGACACCUCUGCUUCAUCUCCUUUGGUUGUGUCUCCUCCUUCACCCAUGGGCUCUGCCCUCCCUGUAGCUUCUGAACAAUCCCAAAAGUGUACUGAUUCUGAAAGUCCUGUUGAAUCGAGUAUUGCUUGUGGUGACUCAGCUGCAACAAGUGCUGAGGAAAUUCAAGAAACAACAAUGGAAAAUGUCUUACUGACCAAACAGAAGGAACCUAGAUCUGAGGAGGUUGUAGAUGGUAAGGCUGAGAAACCGAAUGUUUGCCAUCUGGUCUCCAGUCUAUUAGAAAGUCAGAGUGGCAUUAGCGAGGACCUUCAAAUGCAGACUAUUCCCUUGGCAAUUGAGAAGACUUUACAAAAAGAUGAAGCGGGUGAAUCGGAGGAAAAGCCUAACGGAUGUUUGUUAGUGGAUGAACCCUCCCUUGAGGAUUCCAACACCCCCUCAGUGGUAGAGAAGCCAGCAAGGAUGCCAUUAAGAAAUGAGAGUAGUAAGGCUGAAACGGCCAACCAGUCUUUAAGUCCACAGCCAGCUGAAGACCGGAAACUAGCUUUAAGAUCGCAAAGAACGGCCACAGCUUCCACCAGUGCUAUUGGCGUGGGAGGAAGACAAAAACAAAGGGCAUCUCCUAUUAGAAGGAAGUCAAUGAUGAUGUCAGGUAGCUUGCUGCAGCCAGGCCCAGCAACCCCUUUUGUUUUGCAACCUCGCGAUCCCCCUAAACAAGCUGUCCACAAACUCUUUGAGACUCUUAAUGGGGAAGAUAACCAUCACAUAAUUAACAACUUGAAUAUCAAGUUUGACCGGAUGCAGAAAGGAUGGAUCCAAAUGGACAAGGAGGGACAGCCAGCAACAAAAUAUAGAAAUAGAUCAGACAGACAGGCAGCUAUUUGGAAAAGUAAACGUAGGACAAGAAAACCAAAAUCUUCUGAGCAGCAUAAAUACUCACCGGUACAGAUGCUUUUCAUGAAAAACUUUAAUCUUACCAGUAUUUGUCAAUGGUACCUUGAGUCAACAGAGACCAAGUCUCUCGUCAUCAUUAAAAAGAUUAAUACACGUCUUCCAUCUGAAACCCAGCUCUGCUUCCACAGUUCCUGCACAAGUUCCUCCCAAGGAGUGUUCCCAAGCCUGCAGGCGGAGCGUCUGAAGAAACAUCUGAAGAAGUUUGCCAUUGCCUCCCCGAUAAAGAACAAUGCCAAGGGCCAAAAGCUCAUUGCCAAGGCCCUGGAGCAAGAGUCAAUCCGAGCUAAAGAUAGGAAAGAACUACCCACUGCAAACCAGGCUCUAACUAGGCCAAUCUCCGCACCUGCCAAAGGGCAGGUGCCGAUAGCUGAACCCCAUAAAGUUUCAGGUAAAUCCAAGAACCCAACUAGUGCAAGGAUUUUGCGAAAAUAUUCUAAUAUCAGGGAGAAAAUGCAGGUACAGCAAACUAGUAUUGGGCUAAAAGAGGCAACCAAAAGCUUAAAAUGCAGUACAUUGAAAAUGUUGACCCCAUCACAAUCUGACCCCAAGCCUGAUCUUAAAUCACCUCUCAAGAAACAGAAAUUGACCCUGCCUGCAGCUGCUCAAACAAGAGUGUAUAAGCCAACCGCUAGUAAUGCCAAGGCAAAUCCUGGUAGGAAAUCUACUGAAAAGCCCAGUGCCCCCGAGAGAACCGCCAAGAAUUCGGCCAGCAGUAGAGCACCAAGGGAUCCGGCGAAAGAAACCGUUUCACCACAAAGAUGUUCUCAAAGGCUAGGAAGCCCUAAAACAACAUCUACAAGCAAAGUUAUCUCGAACAAAAACCAGUUAGAAACAAAGAAAAAAGAUGUGGAAAAGUCUCCUUUGGUUAAGCAAAGUAGUUCAAAAUCCCAGACAAAGGAGCCUGCACCAAAAGGUGUUUCAGAAGGUGAAACUGUUGAGGCUGUGGUCGAAACUCCACAGCAAAUGGACUUGAAGCCUCCAGUCUCCCCUGAUCAGGUCUUGACAAGGUCCCAGAGAAAGAUGGAUGCUAUAAACGUGAGCCCCGCUUUGGAUAAUCCAUCAAAGUCAAGAAAAGGUCGGCCGCCUGCAUCUGUUUCCAAGAAUAAUACAGAUGCCGUGGUUACAAGGAGAGGCACUCUAAAAUCAGUUGGUAAAAAAGGUCUUGUGACUUCACCAUCACGCAGUGUAAGAAAAGCCACAAAAAGAUCCUCUGAAACUUUGGAGACCCCUGUGAAGCGCACAAGGAUGUCCGCUAAAAUAAAAGACUGUACCCCCUAACCCAUUCAUCCCCCAAAAAGUAUCUGCUAUUUUGUGUAAUAUAAUCCAACUGGUAAGAAGACACACGUUUCAGAAGAAGAAAAUGCCGAUAUCUUAAGAUAUUUCAGGAUGAAAGUGUCACUGUAUAUAUUUGAGGAUUCAAGGGUUUCACUUUGGUUUUUAAACACGUGUGUGGCUGGAGACCCCCCCCCCCCCCCCCCCCCACCCUGCGUGUUUAGCAAGCUGGUGUAGACAAAGCUUCCAGGUCUGUUAUUAAGGCUGAGCGAGGUGCUGGACUAUGGUAUGUCCGUGGGUUUGUGUUCACUGAGUGUGUUCACAGUGCAUCGGAUACAUGUUUCAACUCAAAAUACUUUUGCAGUUAAGUUCCACUAACCUGGCCUCCCUGGCCUGUCCGGUAAUCAGAGCUUCGUGAAUAUGUGACUUUUGUGGUCAGGUGCCUUAUUUAUAAAAACAAAACCUUGUUUGUGAUCGAAUUUUUUGCUGUGAAAACUUGUUUUUCGGACGAUUGCACAGUGUCCCGUGUCGGAGAGGGGGUUGAAUCAUGAGUAAGAUUCCUUUCAUUUGUGCAUAGAGUUGCUUUUCUACGCCUGCAUAGUGUACAGUAUACGCCUCCUCAUGCAUAAUAUGUAAUUUAAUUUGUCCAUUGAAGCAUUGGGAUUUAUGCGAUCAUUCUUUGUGUUUUUAUUAAGCUUCUCAUGUCCCCCAAAGCAUUAACAUCAUUAUCCUUCUUAUUGUGACAUGUAGAUUAUGAAGCAGACACUGGUCUGGUAAACAUCGAAGCAGGCUGGCUUCUAAGCAGGCAUUCUCUCUAACUUAAUUUAUGUUUGCUUAUUGAUAAAUGUACAUUUGGUUAUGCUUUUUGGGCUUUUUUAAAAUGGUGUUUAUGGUUGAUUUUAAUUAUCAAUUAUUUUCAUACUACCAUCCUCAUCGGAGAAUGUUAUAAAAUCAUCUUCCCAUCUAGGAAAGAGUUCUCAGAACUUUUUGUUGAAUCUUGUUUUUGUUGUUGAACGGAACCCCUGAAAGAUUAUACAUGUACAUUACAGUCACAAUGACUGAUCAUCUGGUCUUUUGGACAGUGGAUGAUUCACUAAUGGUUUGGAUAAUUAUAUAGAAAAUGUGUACGGAACGUCAAAAUCUGAGCAGAUACUCAUAAUGUUGGAUGGCCUUUUUGGUUCUGAAGUUCAACCGAUACUUGGUUAUGUUUCUCUCCCUGCACUGUGUCCAUGAAUCACCAUCAUUGUGGACACAUAUUUUUCUGCGUGUGAUCAUGGCACAGUCCUCAAUCAUACAACCCAGUAUGCCUCAAUACUUUUGACUUUUAAAAAAAAAAUCUUGCUGACUUGCUGGCAGACGUCUCAUAAUGUGAAGUUUCUGUACUUCUGCAAUAGUCAUUUACAUUGGUGUAUGAUCAGAGGAAAAAAACGACACAACUUUUUAGCACAGUGUUAUUUUUAUUAUGGUCAUUUCUUGGAGGAAGUAAGCAUUUGUAAAUGUAGAACCUUUAAUUCUUGUUUUUUGUUUUAUUGUUAUUUAAGUAACACUGAUCUAGGCAGAUGCAUCCCGUAGAUUCCCCAACAGUCAACCAAAUAGAUAACUUGAACAUGUUUUAUUCUUUACAGCUGUUAUUUAUAGAUCUGGAUUUUGUAUAUAUCAGAAAGAAAUGGCAAUGCUUUAUUUGUGGUUGCACCAAGAAUGAUACAUAUUUUAUGUUAAAACUGUAUUUUUGCUGGAUUUCAUAUAAAGAUUUUGAAUUUUUAUGUUUUGGUUUUUUUCAUGUGACUGCUGUGUGGAGGUUGAUGGUGCUCAUUGUUGAGAGGAUAUUGGUAUGCAAAGACUUAUAGUUCUAUUUGAAAUUAAACUGCAUGGUAAAAGACAUGUGUGACAAACCUUGGCUUUUUCCAAACAAGAUGGUACUACUCGUCUUGUUAAAAAUAAGAAUGAGGAUGCUAAUUCUCUCCAGGGAUUAGCUGUAUCUUAUUUACUGCACGUUGUUAACAUUAUAUUGUAUGUUACGUUGAUAUCUGCUAAAUGGAAAGACCAAGAUUGGCUAACCAUAUCGGCACUCCAGUACCCAACCGGUAACUAGGACAAUCUCAUUUAUCAGCGCAAUGAGUUCAUCGCAAUCAGCACAGUGGUUAGAGAGCUGGGGAAAGGUAUUUCUUUUUAGAUGUUUCCAGAAUUGUAGUUGAUUGCUCACUGCCUCGGCUGCAGAUUAAUGUUAAAAAAUACGUUCACCUAAUGAACUUGUGUUGUAAAAAUACAAUUCCUCCCUUCUGUCUUGGAAGAAAGGGCAGAAACUUUUGAGGGAUUUACUCCCAACCGUAUAAAGUGAAGUAUUGUAGCAUGUCUGGUGAGCAGGUGACCCAGAAAGAUAAAGCUGUUUGGGAAAGGAGGAAUAUGUGCGUAACCUAAAUACAUAUGUUGUAUAAGACAACACGAGUUGGGAUGCCCUACAAAGGCUUAAUGUGAAAACAGCUUAAAGAGGCACACAAAUAUUUAACUUUGAGAUUUAGAUAUAUAUUUUCACAUCUAUGGCACAACCAGAUUCAGCUAUGGUGAUCUUUCUUUUGAAUUCACAAAAGACCAAUUGACUAGACGCAGCUUGAUGUGGCUAAACAACCUUCAACUAAGUAAAAGUGGGCUGAAAUCUAUACCAGUUACUCAUCAUAGUAGUUUACUAUGAGUUUAAUAUGAUUAAAGGCAAGAAAUAUAUAUAUAUAUAUUCAGGAAUCAGAUGUAUCCUAGGUGAUGGGCAAAAAAUGCUGAGUACAAAAAGAAAAGCAUCUUAAAACGUAGACAACGUCCACGUUUGGGAGAUAUAAAGAACAAAUAUUUGUUUUUUCACACAUUUAGCAUUUUAGAUAUAUUUAUUUGAUGUAGAUGUAAAUUAGUUCUUUAUUUAAAUAAAUAACUAUUAAAGUUUAUUUUAGACACAUUUUAAAUUGAAAUUGGUUUAAGAUCAUUUAAAUUAUUUUUUUGGGAUAAAUAUGUUAUCUGUCUGACGGUUGCAUUGGAUAACAACUCAUGACUUCUGUUUGCUGCAAUUCUAAAUUAUUGUAAUUGAUUCAGUACUUUAGAUUAAGAUACUUGUUAAGCAAUGAAGUUAUUGUAGGACUACUCCACACACAACAUACACAAAACAAUUCAUGAGGCAAACGACAACGCAUUUAAAAGCACACACAUUAAAGUUUAAUGAAUGAAAAGAGUGGGGAUUUGGUAAACAUUUGUUGGUGGCACUACAUACAUUCAGCAUUAUUGGGAGUUUCUCAGUUCAAUUCCACCAUUAUACAAAAAAAAACAAAAAAACACUUGAUCGGCAGGGUGGUGCCCAACCAGAUAACAUAUCUUCGAUUUCGCACCAGUUCAUUACAACAGAUACAUUGUGCCUUUCUUUUUUAUUAUCAUUGACAAAUACAGUUCCCUAAGAUGGAAGAUAUAAACUUGGAGCUUCCGGUCGCCUGACCUGAAAACUGAAUUACAUCUCAACAUAGCACAAGUACCACUAAGAUGGCCACCGACAGUGGACACGUCUACUCUCACCAGUAGACCUCAGUGUAACAGGAAGAGUAGGGGUGGGGGGAGGAGACACAAAGGAUAAAGCCACACCCAACACAACGUGGACCUUCUCCCUUUGAAGAUGUACACAAUCUGAGGACGACAGUGACUGCUCAACCAGUAUCCUUCACUAGAUCCCCUCUGGAGCUAGGCCUAUUGUACACCACCGGCGUCACAUAAUAACCUAGUGUAAAAGCAAGCAGACAUUUUGGAAGAGGUUAUUCAGCGAAGCUUUCUGGAGUGGACAUCUAGGAAAGACCUUGAACUGGUUCAGAUCUGUUAGCUUUUCACACUUUAGGAAGAGAUUAGACAUUUAGGCCGGCGACUUGUAUGACCGUCCCUCCGCUUUCCUUAUGAUGAACCGCCAACGUACAGAAUAAAUUGCAAUUGAUGUAUCUUACAUUGGAAACUAAACAGCUAAUAGUUUAACCACUUUAUGAAUAAGCAUAGGUCAUAUUUAUACAUAUUUAUACAUUCAGGUGUAACUGUAUUGUUCACUUUAAAAUGGCACGCAUAUCUUUAAUUUGUGUAUCCUGUAGCCAGGUAAUGUUGAUAGAAAUACCAACAGACAGAGCCUCCUAACCUCUCAGUAGUUGGUUACAAGUUUUUUAAACAUUUAGCGGAUGACAAACCGAAUCCUUGAUCAAUGUCCCCGUGGCCAACUCAUAGUGCGUCUUAUUUCUACUGGCUUGACCAAAGCUUAUGAUCAGUUGAAUUCUGUCAAACAAAAAUGCCACAGUUUUAAAAGUUGAAAUGAUAGAAAUGCAACCCAAAUAAUAAGCAAAACAAAAAUAAAAAAACAAUCAAAAGAAUCUGGAGCCUAUAAAGUCUGUUUUCACGUGAGUUAUGGAAUUUCCUGUGGAAAUACAAAUCAAUGGAAAUGGGGCCACUUCUACCUUUAUUGAUAGCUCUGCCUCAGCAGCAAACAGGGAAUGUCUGAGCCAGACAAGGUGAAACACUGCAGUAAGUUACAAAUACCUUACAUUUAAUCCUCUUUUUUUUUUUUGCAAAAUUAUCUUUGUUUUGUAUUCCUUUUAACUUUUUUUCUUUUAAACUUUAUUGAAAAUAUCUGAAAGUCAGCAGCAUGAAUGCCUUUUACUUUCUACAGGAAAGAGCCUUUAGAUGAAAUAAAUAAAAUAAAAAACACUCACAGAAUUAGAUGUAAUAUUCACAUGGAAGACAACAUAUACAAUAUUAAACAUAUUUCUAAAUCAAUACUGCCUCCUACACAACAAGGCCAACCAAAUGUGUUUACUUAUUUAUUUUGGCCGAUUACUAAUUAGCUUGUUUGAGGAAAUGAAAUUAACAUAUAAAAACACCAUGGAACCAAAUAAUGCCAUUAAUAGUUCCAUAGCUUCCAAAAAACACAGACUCACUCCUUAAACAUAGAAAAAUACUAUACCAAAAUGAAAUACAAAUAUAUAUGUAUAUAUAUUAGAAUCUGUUAGGCAUUUUGUAUAAAGUGGUGGGGCUAAAGGAGUUAGGUUACAUCACAGAACAAAACAAAAAGUAACACAAAUCAAUAUAAGAGAUAACACAAAACAAAACAAAAUCUGCAAUCUUUUGCUUUGUAAUUACAUGAUAUUAAGAAGCUCUACAUAUUCAUUGUCAAACUCAUCUCCACACAUGCAACAGUUUGCACAAGUUUAAUACUGCAGGCAUGGGGGGGGGGGACUAGACUACCUCCUGCUUGGAAGGGGGGGCAGAUUAUGCAAAUCAUCCUAACCCUGAGGCAAUGCAUGCUGGGAAACUGAAUACCACCGGGCACUGGCCGCUCUGAUGGGUGUGGAGAUGAAAAGAUUUCAUUUGUGACAAAACCAAUCUGCGCACUGGAUGUGUGUGUGUGUGUGUGUGUGUGUGUGUGUGUGUGUGUGUGUGUGUGUGUGUGUGUGUGUGUGUGUGUGUGUGUGUGUGUGUGUGUGU
Molecule: messenger RNA, 10354 nt
Organism: Gadus chalcogrammus (walleye pollock)
Lineage: Eukaryota; Metazoa; Chordata; Actinopteri; Gadiformes; Gadidae
Product: mucin-17
Exons: 1
Coding region: 17-4876 (1619 amino acids)
Source: RefSeq, a predicted model, not a curated record